Molecule: messenger RNA, 7004 nt
Organism: Blepharisma stoltei
Lineage: Eukaryota; Ciliophora; Heterotrichea; Heterotrichida; Blepharismidae
Source: the annotation of a GenBank genome assembly
AUGACAGCUUCAGGCGUUCUUCAGCGUUAUUUCAGAAAACUUCUGUUAUUAUUUGCAAUAUCACAAUUAUCAAUUUCAUUAGAAAUUAUAGUUGCCUAUACAGAUAGUAAUUAUUCAAAUUCUGGCAAGUGAAAUGAAACCUCUAUUCUUGAAGUGACUCAAUCGCUAAAUUCCUCAAUUGACUGGCACAGAUGCGAAAUUUCAGUCAUUGCUGAGUGUAUAGACAAUUUUCCUGGCUCAUUAAUUCUCCUUGAUUUAUCCAGCAAUUUAGACACCCAAAACAAAAUUUCCCAAUUAUGCAGCAGUAGCUUCAUAAUUCACCUAGUCCUAGAAAGCAGUUUGAAAUUUUCUGACGACUGGACUUUUUCCCUAGCAUCAUCAAAAACUGACCAAAUAAAUGCGUUUUUAGCAGCUCUAGGCUAUUUGGAUUGGACGCAAGGGAUUGCGUUUUAUAAUCAAGAGAAUUAUGAUUUUAAAGGAAAUGUUGAAAAUUUUUCAAGUAAAUUUAAGUUUUUAGCAGUUGAGGAAAAAUCAAGCAUUGAAGAACUUGUAAAUAAAGUCGUUUUUCGAGAAGGAGCUACAGUGUAUUGUGUAUUUUCUCAUACCUCAGAGUCACUUGAGAUCCAAAAGCACUUAAAACAAGCAAAACUAUUAUCAGUCGGUAAUGGAAUCAUUCUAAACCAAGAAAGUGGGCAUCAGUGCCAUACAGAUGGAGCCUUAAUUAUUACUGACUAUGGGCAAGAAUUUGUUGGUUCUCCUGAAGAAUAUUUUAAAAAUUCUAUUAUAAAUGUCAUUUCUUACAUUUUAAGCCAUAUUUCAAAGGAAACUACUGAAGAUCUCCUCACAGUGCUUAAAAAUGAUCCUGGCAAAAACAAAUUUUCUUUAGUCAACAUCCAGAAUGGCAAAAGAAUCAUUGUUGGAGAGAUUAUAAAUAACAACGUUUUUAUUUUAAAUAAUUUGACUUUUCCUGAAAAGUCAAGCACAAUUCCAAAAUCGACCAAAAAAAUUUUGAAUUUAAGCAUAAAUGCUGGGCCCACAAACCCGAAUGCACUGCCAGCCACAAGUGGAGUAAUCGGCGCCAGAGGUGCAUGGAUAUCAAGAGACGAAAUAAAUGAAGGCCGCAGCAUUUUAUCGAAUUUCCAGCUUGCGUUUUUUAAUUAUGACUGUGGAGCUACCGUCUAUAACGCGAAAUUUGCUUAUAGCUGCUUUUUAAAAGACAUUGAUAAAUUCGGCUUAGGUCAUAUUUCAUCGAGAGCCAAAAAAAGUCUCCAAAAAAUAAUCCAAGGAAUCCAAGAAAAUCCAAGGAAUUCCAAGAAAAUCCAAGAAAAUCAAAAAAAAAUAAAAAAAAAAAAAAUCAAAAAAAAUCAAAAUACUCAGAAAAAAUCCAAAGAUUUCAAAAUAAAUCCAAGAAAUCAAAAAUAUCUCCAAAAAAUCAAAAGUUAAAAUCCAAAACAUCCAAAAUCUCCAAAAAUCUCCAAAAAAUCCAAAAAAUCCAAAAGAAUCCAAAAAAUCCAAAAUUAAAAACUUCAUAAAAUUUGAAAAAAUUACAAAAUUUAAACUAAGAUAAUAUAACCAUCAUAAACAUAAAUAUUAAGCUUUAUGGUUAAGAUAUAUUAAUUAAUAAGCAGUCUGAGAGGAUAAUCAAUUACUAUAUUGUUUUAAAGUCUGUGAUACAAUAGAACAUAAGGCUUUGCUUUUCCAAUACAUCUUGUUAUAGUUCUGUCGAUUUUUAACAAAUUACCAUCAUUUCUCAUCCCAUCAUGCAUAAAGGAGCCUGUUAUUGAGUUGAAUUGGCCAUUAAUCUUUAUAAUAGGGCUUUUAACUAGAGACGUAAAAUGUGAGUGCUGUUCCAUAAUAAUUCCUGCCAAAGUGUACUUCACUGUCUUACAUUCUAAAUAGUUAAUUUUUUGUAAAUUUAUUUGACUUUCGUUUUCGUCUAAAAAUAUAAAACAAUAUAAUGGAACCUUAAUAUUUUCUGGAAGGACACUAUCUUUGGCUUUGCAAGAUCUACAUUCAGUUUUAAUUUGUUUAAAUUUAUCUUCAAGAAUUUCAUUAAAUGAGCUAUUCUCAGCAAUUCAUCCUAUUAGUGGAGGUAAUCUAAUUUUCAGUUGUUCACAGUAAUUGCACGCCUUGCAAGCAAAAUUCCAAUGAUAACAACAGCAGAACUCAUCAACUCCAUUGAGGAGAUUUAUCAAAGUCGAAAGCGAUCCCCUCCAUCCCGCAUCCUUCUUUAAGUCUUUCGUUUUUAUUGAAGAACUCAUCAAUUGCUGUAUUUGAUAAAUUAUUUAAGCCCUCUACUGCAUUUAAAAUGUCUGCAACAAUUGGCAAGCUGACAUAAUUAUUUCAGAAUUCUUCUUUUUUGUUACAAAUCGCUAAAGAAAGCAAUGUAAAAAAGGCAUCAAAUCUGCAAGAAUUGUUAUGUCAUUUUAUUCAAGGUAAUUUCUCUAAAGAUGGUGCAAUUUUCCUUUUCUAUUAUUAUUAGAAGAGAUUGGCACAGAUACAUGAAUAUCCUCAUUUAUACCUUUUUUGCUUUUGAUCAUUAUUGUUUGUAGUGGCUCCCCUUUGGACUCUUCAUUAUUAGGAUGCAAUUUUUUAGGCUUUAUUGGAGAAACUUUUCCAUUUGCUAUGCAUUCAGAUAUUUUUUCAUAAUAUUUAAGAUAAAACGACUUCAAAUGCUCUAUAAAAUCGCUUCACAUAUAAUUUGGAGAUCUUUUUGGAAAAUGAUUUUUUUAUUUGAGCAUUUAAACUCUCAAGAACCGAGUUUGAUUCCUAUCUUUGAUCUUUUAUAUCAUUGUAGACCAAAAUAUUGUCUUCAACCAAUAUUUUUCAAUUCUUUUCGUAGUAGUUUAAUAAUUUCAAUUGUGGCUCUCUUUCAAAUUCAUUCUUCAACUUUAAGAGUGUUGCAUUCAAAGAAUUUGGCUUUCAGCAAAUUUGAAUAAGCUCUUUAAUGAUUUUAUUUGUUUUAUCUUCCACUUCUUUGUUAUUUUUAGGCAGUAAUAAUAAUUUUUUUGCCUUCCCUGUUAAGGCUUUGCGAAAAAUGAAACAGACAGCCUACAAUUUUUUUCCCUGGAAAGCAAUUCUUCACUGCAAGCAUGAGAGAUUUUUCAAAGUUAAUUGUAAAUGACUCAACUUUUAGCUUUAAAGAGUUCACCUGAGUUAUAAGUUUUAUCUUUUCAAAAACUGCUUGAUAUAGAAAGGUAUGCUUUGAAGACAUUGCAAUAAAACAAGUAGGCAUGUAAUGCUGGCUUUGAGGAUCUAUAAUCAGAAUAGUCAGUAAUUGAUAAAACCCUGCAGGAAUAACUUUGAAUGUUCCAUCCAUAUAUCAGUGCACACUUUCUCUUAGAUGAGAUAGCUGUCACUUAGUUGCUCAAAUUAUAUAAUGAUAAAGAUCUCCAGAGUAAUUAAUUGAUGAUGAUCUAAAAAAUGAAAUUCCUUGACUUUGGAUUGAACUUAAUAUAUCUGGCGCAAGUCUCCAAUCAUUUAGUCCAGCUUCUUUCUUGAUAUUUUGAAAUAUUUUGGAAAUUUUUAUUGAAGUAAAGUUCUUAUAAAGCUCAGGAAACUCUGCUUCAAGUCUAACAUUAAUUUCACUCUGCAAAAUAGAUGGAUUAGUAAAAAUUAAUUCUCUGACUUCUUCAAUAACCAUUUCCUCUAUAGAUUUUAGUUGCUUUUCUUUACUUUCACUUAUCAGAUCGAUGUUUUCAUGAUUAUCAUGAUUCUUAAUCCAGACAAAUUCAAAAUGUUUCAAAAGGGUGGGUUUUGGAUUUUGAUUGAUCCAUUACAAUUUUUAUGAUUACAUUGGUAAUAAGUCCAAUCCUUUGCGCGAUAUUUUAUAUUAAACACAAACUCUCCAACUUGUAGUUUAGUGUCUUCUCUUAAUCAAUCGUAAAAUUUCAAAUCCAUAUCUUUUUAUUUAUACACUAGUCACUUUAAAAAAUGAUUUUGGAUUAAAAAUAGAAGACUUUAUUAAAUUUUCUUGAUUAGCACAUUCAAAAUUACCUUAAUUCUCUAUUAAUUGAAAUUAGUUAAUUUUUAUGUGUGUUGAUUUUUUGGAGGAAUUUUGGAUUUUUGGAUUUCCUUGGAUGUUUUUUGGAUUUUUUGGGUUUUUUUGGAGUUUUUGGAUGUUUUGGAUUUUCACUUUGGAUUUUUUGGAUUUUGCUGGAUUAUUUUGGAAUUCUUUGGAAAGUUUGGAUUAAUUUGGAGAUCCUUGGAGAUUUUUUGGUGAUUUUGGAAAAUUCGUGGAUGUUUUGGAGGAUUUUUGGAUUUUUUGGAGAUUUAUUGGAUUUUUUGGACUUUUUUUGGAUUUGCCAAAGGGCCACCCAUAUUUCAUCAUAUGGCUCAAGUAUAGCUGUUGGGGCAUUGCAGACUUUUAAAUCCCUUAAUGUGUCUUUUCCUGUUGUGGGGUGCACCAAUUCUGAUGCUUCUUUAAAUGUGACCCAAACCUAUCCUAUGUACACCCGAGUCGGUUUUUCCACAGCUUAUGCUUCAUCAUUACUCUCAGUUUUAAUCAAAGUUAUGGGAUGGAAAAAAAUCGCGAUUUUAUACCAAAACGAUUUAUGGGCAAUUUCAAGGUCUUGGUAUUUAAACCCAGCUAUCGCAAGUCAAGGCUUAGAAAUAAUGAACCCAGAAAGCACCUGGUACAUUCCUGCAAAUCUUGACAGAACCACUAUAAAAAACUACACCAAUGUUUUUCAAAAAAUCAUAGAUUCCCAAGCAAGAUUAUUGAUAGUAACGGUACAGUCUCCUAUGUGCAAUUUUGUGCUAGAAAUUUUAUAUGACUUAGGCAUGAGAAAAGGCGAUAUGCUAAUUUUCGCGACUUAUUUGGAUAUGCUGACCAUUAUUGGGACUAAUGACACUUUUCUAUAUAAAAGACUAGAAGUUGGAGUUCCGAUGUUUAGAAUGAUACAACAGAAUUGGGUAGGGGAAAUUGGGGGAAAAGCCAAAGCAAAGGUCAUGGAAAUCUAUAAAGAGCCUACAAAUGCCUUUACUUGCCCUUAUUAUGAUGGAGUUUAUCUUUUGGCUCAUGCUUUGGACUAUAUGAUAAAUAGAGGGCAGGAUUACACUGACGUUAAAAAGCUAGAAGCAGUCAUAAGGAAUCAGCAGUUUCAAGGAUGCACAGGAAGGGUGACAAUAGAAAAAGGGACGAAUGACAGGAUUGUUGAUGGGUGAGAUAUUGAGGUCAGUGAGGUCGAUUUAUCUAGUAAAAUUACCACAAAAUUUAUAGGUAAAUUAAAGCCGUUUUCUUCGCAAAUUUUAAGUAUCACAAAUCCUAUUGUUUAUCCUGAUGGAACUACCAAUAAGCCAAGCGAUUUAAGGAAUGAAAACAGCAAAUGCCCAUUCCCUGAUAAAGAAAUAAAAACUUUUGAUAAAGGAAGAGGGCUGCUAUUCGGAAUUUGCUUUGCAGUUGCAGCAAUUUCUCUUGGUAUUACAGUGAUAAUAUGGAAAAAAUGAUGAAAUAUCUCAAUUGAAGAGCUAAAACAAAAAGAAGAAAUUUCUAUAGAGGACACAAUAGUAGCGGCUUCUAUUAUUAUAGAGUUUUUCCAAUAUACUGCUAUGGGGCCUGACUUCGAUAUUAUGAGCUCUGCUAUUGCAAAAAUUUCUGAUGCUUUAUCAUUAAGUCUAUGGGAUAUUUUGAAUUUCGAUAAAGGGACUUUUUGGAUUAUUGUAGAUAUUGUUUUUGGAGGGGUCGGGGUAUGGGCACUUCUUUGUGCUGUUGUUUUGCUAAGGUUGGACGAGAAGUGGAGGGUUUUUUCUGUUUUUAGGUUUUUGUCAUGGCUUGCUGACUAUCUUAUGCCUAUUUUAGGGAAUUUGUGCUUUAUUCCGUUUAUUUCAAUUUGCCUUGAUAUUUUCUUAUGUGACCAGUCAAUUGGAGAUAAUUUUACUGAUAGCUUUCUUGCAAAAGUUUUUUAAAAAUUAUAUGGUUAAUCUGGCCAUAAGCGCGCAGCCCAAUACCAUUUGUCUCGUCGGCUCCAAAAGAGCAUCUGGAGUUCAAAUGAGGAAAAGGAAAGCCACCAUCCUGAAUGUCCGAACCGAGCUCUUGGGCAGACAUAUCAUCUGAAGAAUGCACCGCUGUCCCACAAGGAAGCACCAGGUGGCAGGCAAAAUCCAUCUAGCCUAUCUGGUAGAGACAGUAGCCUUCAGGAAGAAGCAAAAUUUCCUUCAUGGCAUUCCCAUAGCCUGAAGGCCUACUUCAAAACGGACAGAGCCCUGCUUUCAGCUUCAUCAGGAUGAUUCCUUCCUGCGCAAACAAGCAUUGGCCUUGAAAUCCAAUUUCAAUCAACAUCACCAUUUCUUUUUUUUUCUUGCAAGGGAUUGCUAUUAUUUUUGUUGGAAAAACGAGCAUUUAGGAUAUGCAAUAGGUUCAUUUCUUGCAUUACUUUUAUAUGUCCCGUUAGCAAUAUUUUGCAGGCCUCUUUGGCAAGAAUUACAGCACAUGCUUCACGUGAAAACAACUCCACUAUAUUUGAUGGUAAAAAGUGUUCUUCAGAUUACUUUAAUUGUGAUGAAUAAAACAAUAAAAAGAUCUCAAAGCAUUGUACACGGAGUUUUAUUUGUCAUUGUGAUGAUUAUUUAUAUUAUUUUUACAUUUAAAUUUAAGCCAUAUAAUUAUCCAAGAUUUAGCUGAUGGGAAGAAUUAAGCUUGAUUGGAGUUGUGUGGCUGGCUUUGUUAUCUACAAUUGCUAUUGGGAUAAAAGAUAAUUUUGUUCCUUUGCUUGUCGUUUUAAUAGGUGGGUGGCUUAUCAUUGUUGCUAUUGGAUUAUAUUUUAUUUAUUUAAUUAAAGCCAGAAUUGAUAACACAUUUUAAGAUUUUAAUAGAAAGCAAGAGCCGUGCUAAAUUAUGAAAAUUAAAUAAAUCAAGAUUAUAUGUUCAAAAGAAAAAAUAUCCUAGCUUAUUAUUUAGAAAGAGGGGCAAAGAUACAUCUACUUUAUUUAAGUUUGCCUUUACUUUUGGAAAAGGCGCAUUUUCGAAAAAAAUAAUGCCGACUGAGAUCAAAAGUGCUGACUAG